AUGGUUGCAGGGCAUAGUAUAUGUCAGAGAAGACUGGAAAAUGUCCAGAAAGUACAUUUUUUAAGAAAAAAGUGUGAGAAAACCAGUGGGGGUCAGCUUCCUGGGACUGUGCACAGUUCACAACACUCUUUUAAGCAGAAUCCUGUAAAAUCCCACACUGAAUUAGAGAAAAGAAGUUUGCCAUCAUCAGUGGGUGGGGACUACUGCCUGAACACAUCCCAGGAGCUUCCCUCACUUGAGUGUGGUGCACAGCAGAUGCGGAAACCCCACAUUACCAAGUGUCAGAUGGGGAUGUUGUCAGCCCUUCCCACCAAAGUCCUUGAAUCCAAUGAGCGCUUCAAAUCGAAAGAUACGUCAUCUCAUUCUCUGGCGGAGUUAAAGUUGAAGUCAGAGAAAAAGGAUAGUGAGGCCCAAGGCCAGUCCACGGACAUGUCCCAUGACUCAGACAGCUCGACUUGCAAAGCCUCCCUGCUUCUUCCCUCACUUGAGUGUCGUGCACAGCAGAUGCGGAAACCCCACAUUACCAAGUGUCAGAUGGGGAUGUUGUCAGCCCUUCCCACCAAAGUCCUUGAAUCCAAUGAGCGCUUCAAAUCGAAAGAUACGUCAUCUCAUUCUCUGGCGGAGUUAAAGUUGAAGUCAGAGAAAAAGGAUAGUGAGGCCCAAGGCCAGUCCACGGACAUGUCCCAUGACUCAGACAGCUCGACUUGCAAAGCCUCCCUGACUCCUGCUCAGGAUGUCUCCAGUGGGCAUGAGGAAGUUGCCCAGCUGCUGCAUGUCCAUUCAGAGGACAGCACAGUCAGUACGGAGAAGCAGCAGGAACCUUGGCUUCCAAGGCAGGCAUUAAGGUCCUGCCAGGAUCAGAAUUUCCCACCAGCU
Messenger RNA from Myotis davidii, 876 nucleotides. Its product is annotated as spermatogenesis-associated protein 31D1-like. The annotation marks the transcript as partial. Lineage: Eukaryota; Metazoa; Chordata; Mammalia; Chiroptera; Vespertilionidae. The transcript has a single exon. The record is from RefSeq and is a predicted model, not a curated record.